Molecule: messenger RNA, 1137 nt
Organism: Fusarium sp. VM40
Lineage: Eukaryota; Fungi; Ascomycota; Sordariomycetes; Hypocreales; Nectriaceae
Source: the annotation of a GenBank genome assembly
AUGCCUGCUAUCGAGUUUGCCAGUUCCGUGGGGAGCUCACUGCACCAUCUUGUGUCGGGCUCUUACACCAACACAACCCUCUUCCUCCUCGCCUUUGAUACGCUGGCAAAGACUCUCACCCUCAACUCUACAGUCCCUGGCUUUGGGCUUCAUCAGUUCGUCACCAGCAAUGCUGCCAAGAACCGUGUCUACCCUACUGCCAUGAGCGAGCCCCCUCAGCUGUUUGCGUGGUCAGUCGAUGAGCAGUACAAGUUCACCCACCUUGAUACCGUCAAUAUCACUUCUUCAUCUUGUUACUUCUCCGAUGACGGCAACUUGGCCUUUUCAUCUGGUGGUUCCACUGCCGCGAUCCACGCCCUUACAGAGGAUGGUGGUAUUGGCGAACAGGUUGAUGAGGUCUACAUGGUUCCUGAAGAAGAGAUCAAGAAUGUCAACAAGACAAGAGCGGCUGUGCUUUACGGCGCUCAUGCUUUCGACAUCAAUGUGAACCGAAAGGGAUUUGUCCCUUACUUGGGCACAAACUCCAUCUUUAUGUACGACAUCGCGGAAAACGGUACUGCUACACCUCUGUCAAUCAAUCUCAGCCCUACUGAGGGCGAUGGCCCUCGAAACUCUUAUCCCAGUAAGGAUGGAAAGCUUCUCUACGUGAUGACCGAGCAUAACCAAUGGCUUGAUGUUUAUAGAAUUCUGGAUACCCGUCUUGAGCAUGUCCAGCGAGGAAGUGCCAUCCCCGAUGAAAUGCGAGGAGCCUACACAUUUCGCAGCAACACCGUCCAGAUGUCUCGUGACGGCAAAUAUCUUUUCACCAGUACCCGCAGCUGGAACAACACCGAAGCAAACGGAUACGUAGCAGCGUUCGCUUUGAACGACGAAGGAUUGCUCAAAUCUGAGAAGGCCGUGACUUUCUACGAGGCACCCGUGACUCUUGGCUCAGCUGGUGGCCUGCGAGUUGCUCCCUGGGAGGAUGAGUCAAACAAGGACCCUAAUGUUAUCACUGAUUAUAUGUACCUCACUGAUACUUCCGAAGGCUGGAUCUUUAUCUUGGGUUGGAUUCCUUCGAACCACACUCUCGAUGUUGUGGCUUCGCUGCACUACCCUGACAACACCACACCUUAUGAAGCCACCUGGCUCGACUAA